This is a messenger RNA of Pseudophryne corroboree (corroboree frog), 1881 nucleotides long. RefSeq names its product neutrophil cytosolic factor 2 (gene NCF2). Bases 117 to 1718 code for a protein of 533 amino acids. Gene Ontology annotation, molecular function: superoxide-generating NADPH oxidase activator activity; protein binding. Gene Ontology annotation, biological process: superoxide anion generation; respiratory burst; phagocytosis. Gene Ontology annotation, cellular component: NADPH oxidase complex. The transcript has 16 exons. NCBI's taxonomy places the organism in Eukaryota, Metazoa, Chordata, Amphibia, Anura, Myobatrachidae. The record is from RefSeq and is a predicted model, not a curated record.
CAUAUGACAACACUACACAUGAAGUGUGUGGAUACCAUCAGGACACAGAUGCAUAUGUGACAGUAGAAGAGCAACACUUACAGGGACUAGGGUCAUUUCAUCACAGUGCACCAACCAUGGCUUUGGUGGAGAUUAUGCGCCUCUGGAGUGAAGGAGUUUCUGCAGCAGACAAAGGGGACUGGAGCGAGGCCCUAAAAUCUUUCACCUCCAUUACAGAACCCCGAGCCAAGAUCUGCUUCAACAUCGGCUGUUGUCACCUUGUUAUGGGAGAUUUGCGCGGGGCAGAAGAGGCCUUUACAAGCACCAUAGAAAGAGACAAGCACUUGGCUGUGGGAUAUUUUCAGCGUGGCUCUAUCUUCUUCAAAGAGAAAAAGUAUAGCCAGGCUCUUCAGGACUGGUCCCGCUGCUACACUGAGUUACGAGGAAACCAGCUGAUCGACUACAAAAUCUUGGGGUUGACAUUCAAACUUUACAGCUGUGAGAUCCUGUAUAAUAUAGCUCUUGGAAGUGCAAAAGUGGGGAAUUGGGCCAAAGCAGAAGAAAAUCUUAUCCUGGCCCUAAGUCAGAAGGUGGAGCCACGGCAGGGUACUAAGAUAGAGAAAGCCAUGCAAGAAAUCCUGAAACAAAAGGACUUUCCACAUAUAGAGAUGCCAAAAGGACGAUUAUUUCAAGCUAAUGAGAGGCUUGUAGAGCAGUUGGAGAAGAAAGACUACUUGGGUAAAGCUUUGGUUGUGGCUUCUGUGGUUGAUAAAGACAAUUUCUCUGGUUUUGCACCAUUGCAGCCUCAGGCCAACAGUGCUCCGCAACGUCCAAAAACACCUGAAAUACUGAGGACGUUGCAGGGAGAGCCACAUCGUGUACUGUUUGAAUUCACCCCAGAGACUGUAGAGGAGAUGGGCAUUAUGCCGGGAAAUAUUGUAUUCGUGCUCAAGAAAGGGGAUGAUAAUUGGGCAACUGUUCUAUUUAACGGAAAGAAAGGGAUCGUCCCCUGCAAUUACCUGGAGCCUGUGGAGCUAAAGUUCCAAUCCCAUAUGCAGGCAGCUGAAACAAAGCAGGAAACCACAACAAAUAAUAAAACCCCGACGGCAGAAAUACCAGCUCCGCCAACCACCAUUGCCCCUACAGGACCAAAGAACAUGCAAGAUAAACCGGACAAACCUAGUCCAAGAGAGAAGUCACAGGACUCCACAGUGGGGACACUGGAUGAAUUUACUCUGACUGAGGCCACAAAGGAAACCACAGUAACUCCCUCAACGUCAUACCUUAUUAAGGUUUACUAUAAAUACACAGUAGCGAUUCAAGUCUCCCACCAACUUUCAUACGAGGACCUUUUGAUACUGGUCAGCAGUAAACUGCAGCUGGCUCCCUCCGCCAUAACACUGAGUUUCCAGGAUGGAGAUACCCAAGUGCUGUUGAACAAGGAUAAUGUGGAAAGAGCAUGGGGACUAAUUACAGACAACUGCCUGAAACUGAGGUGCACAGAACUGGAUGCAAACAAUAUGCCUGACCAAUCUCAGUCACAGGACUGUCCUCGUGCGUCAGAGGAUAAGUCGGGGAUCAGCGUAACAGCCCUGUUUGAUUAUGAGGCAUCACAACCGGAAGAUCUGGCAUUUAAAAAAGGAGAUACAAUUAAGGUGCUGAAUAAAGUGUCUGAGGAAUGGUGGGAAGGAGAGUGUCAUGAGAAAGUGGGAAUCUUUCCAUCAGCCUUUGUAGAAUGAGUACUCCGCAUCGCAGCCGUCCAUGGAAGAACAAGCCCUACUGUACUACAGGCAUGCAAAGCAUACAUGUACAAAGUGAAACUACUCCAUCUCAAACCUUUAUCUAAAGCUGGAUGCAUAUUUAAGUGCAAUAUACUGUGAAUAAAAUUCAUGUAUACACAUG